UAUUCCGCACGCCCCGUGUUUCACAGCUGAACCACAUCUCUCUCUCUCUCUCUCUCUCUCUCUCUCUCUCUCUUACAGUCAUUUUCUCAGAUUGAUUUAGAAGAAGAAGAAGAAGAUGGGUUUGGUGGUGGUGAUAUCGCUGCCGCUGAUACUGUUCUGCUUAUUGCUCGGCUUCGGUUGCUACUUCUUUGGAAGAGCCCGAGGGAGGAAAGACGUACACACCAACCCCCAAGUGUACGGCGUCCCGACCCCGCCUCCGGGCACUUAUGCUUCGCCGCCGCCGCCCCCGCCGGCCACCAAGAUGCCCCCAUCCGACCAAAACGUCUGAACACUCUCGCCUCCGUCCUUAAAAAAGAGCUCAUCAUGUAGAUUUCUCUUCGAAGUGGGUGUGCUUUUCUCAUUUUUCCCUGAAUUUCGUACUUACUUUGAUAAAUUCUUUGUUGGGUAUAUAUGGGCCGAUUGAGGUUGAGGUGGUGUAUGAUGAGCAAUGAGCAUAUGAAGUGAGUGCGUGUGUUUGAGGCAUUUGUUGUGUUGUAUGAAAGAAAGAAACCAUGUAGAAACUACGAAGUUUGGGAACAAAACCAUUUGUAGAUUUGGAUUGGCUGAGGAAAUUGAAGAAGUGUUCUAGCUUGAUUAAUUAGAUUCAUAUGUUAAUUUUCUCGCGAUCUUUCUGGAA
Messenger RNA from Rhodamnia argentea, 676 nucleotides. RefSeq lists its product as uncharacterized. The coding region runs from base 116 to 328 and encodes 70 amino acids. Lineage: Eukaryota; Viridiplantae; Streptophyta; Magnoliopsida; Myrtales; Myrtaceae. The record is from RefSeq and is a predicted model, not a curated record. The transcript has a single exon.